UGAAAGUUAACGCUAGGCGGUAUGCUGACUGAUCUUUGGUAAUUGCUGAAGAAUCGGUCAAUACAGCAUCUCUUUAGUGACUUACACCGGAAAUCUCGGUGUGGCUACGGCAGGGGGACGAAUUACAAAUGGGUUCAACGUCCUCCUGUUCUUUCUCUUAUAUAGUUGUUACCUUUUCGUAGCAAUGGCUUCUCCAACACUAAUUACUAGAACAAUUCUAAUUGUAUCCUUACUUGUCGUAGCUGUGGCUUUCUUAUUCUCAUCAUCACUUUCUCGCGCCGUAUUACCCCUUUCCAUCUGGAAACCCAUUUCCUCCAUCAUAGCUCAAUAUCAAACAUCAACAACCUCGCCUUCACCACCAAUGACGACUAAUAAAACUCCCGUUUACUUUUUCAGCCAUGGCGGUCCGGAUGUGCAAUAUAAGACGGAUCAUCCCGUCUAUCCAAUUCUCCAGAAUAUCGGGAGGGAGAUUACCAAGAAAGUGAAACCCAAAGCGGUCGUCGUUUUUUCUGGCCAUUGGGAGGCUGAACCCGAUGUCAUCGAGGUCAACACUGCUGAGCACACAGACUUGAUUUAUGACUUCUAUGGAUUCCCGCCUGAGUUUUACAAGGCACAGUAUCCCAAUAGGGGAAGCCCCGAAUUAGCCUCCAAGGUCAUUGAUCUCCUGACAAAAGCUGGCAUAAAGGCCAAAGGCGUGACCAGAGGGCUUGACCAUGGAGUGUGGUCGGGAUUUCAUGUCGCAUUCCACCCUGAAGAAAAUCCCCUCAAUGUACCCAUUGUGCAGGUGAGCUUAUACGCCAACCAAGACGUGGAUAUGCAUCACCAACUGGGGCAAGCCGUUGCUUCUCUGCGCGAUGAGAACAUCGUCAUUAUCGGCGCGGGGAUGUCAGUACAUAAUCUUAGAGACUUGUACACAACUCGGGGUGACCCGAGGCCAUUGCCUUAUACAGUAUCCUUUGAUGAAGCCUUGAAAGACGCCGUAGAGUCUCCGCCAAAUGAGCGACGGACCCGUAUGAAAGAGAUUGCUAAGCGGCCAGAUGCUAGACAAGCCCAUCCGCGGUUCGACCAUUUAAUGCCGGUAUAUGUAUCAGCUGGCGCGGCUGGUGAUGAUGAGGGAAAGAGGACGUGGACGUUACACGAAGGGAGCAUGGCGUGGGCUCAAUAUAGAUUCGGACAGGUCCCCGCAUGAUAAGAAGGUUAGCAAUAUAGGUAAUAACUGCAAUAUUGACCUAUCGUAGUUGUUGCUAGCCGCGAAACCAUAUAAGGCUACUACUAAACCUCGAUUCAGACUUAAAGCUUUCGGCCCUAUUCGGAUUACAUAGGAGCCUCUCAGACCUAGAAAUUUCAAUGAAAAGAAAGCGUCACCUUAUGCGUUUACCUGAAUAAACUUUACUUCUUACUAUAUUUAACUUUCUAUAUUUAAUUAAAGAUGAGUGACAUUUAUUUGCGAAAGAAAUUACUAUGGCAUUAAUCAGGGGUAGCUUUGAGCUAAAUCAUACCAUGGUAAUAAAAAAAGAAAGAAAAAGGGGGGGUGAGGGACACAAUUGACGUGCCUACGAACUAUCACUACUCUUGUUUACCUAGAUACAAUUCGCACAACGACUC
Molecule: messenger RNA, 1605 nt
Organism: Daldinia vernicosa
Lineage: Eukaryota; Fungi; Ascomycota; Sordariomycetes; Xylariales; Hypoxylaceae
Product: LigB-domain-containing protein
Exons: 5
Coding region: 185-1189 (334 amino acids)
Molecular function (GO): oxidoreductase activity, acting on single donors with incorporation of molecular oxygen; ferrous iron binding; zinc ion binding
Source: RefSeq, a predicted model, not a curated record